GGUGCGAAAGUAGGUGGCCUCCAUCACUCAAGGUUGCUGCCUGUGCUACUCGCAACUUUUGAAAUCAAUCCCCCCCCCCUUUUUUUUCUGCAUCAUGCAACGGAUGCCACCGUUCCUUGGGUUUGCAACCCCCCACCCCUCCCCCGAGACCAAUCAUUGCCGCGCUCGGGCCUCUGCACAGCGCCCCCGCCCCCUUCCCGGGCCGCACGCAGCCACCACCACCGCCGCCGCCACCGCCACCAGCAACACGGAGCCGCUCCGGCCACCGGCCCGCCGCCUUAAAGGGAGGUGGCCGCUCUUAAAGGGACCCUCGCGCGCCCGGCCGGCGGGAGCGCGGCGGCCCGGUUCCCGGAGGGCCGCACCCAGCCUAGGCCGAGCUCCACGCGGCGUCCAAGCGCGGGGCCGUGCCGCCGCCACCGGGAGCAGCAUUUUUAUUCAGGCGACGCUUAAGGGAGCCCGGCGCGCCCGGUGCAUUGUGGGAGCGCCGCGGCCCGUUUUCGGGAGGAGGCGGAGGGCGCAAAGCGAGCCGGUGGAUCACAAGUAGAAAGCCCAUUGGAUCCAGAGAAAGGGAGGGGAGGGGCUGAACUGUGAAGAGUGCGGCCCCAGAACCAUGUCUACUCGGGAGUCCUUUAACCCGGAAACUUAUGAAUUGGACAAGAGCUUCCGGCUAACCAGGUUUACUGAACUGAAAGGCACAGGCUGCAAAGUGCCCCAAGAUGUCUUGCAGAAAUUGCUGGAAUCUUUACAAGAGAACCACUUCCAAGAAGAUGAGCAGUUUCUGGGAGCGGUUAUGCCACGACUUGGCAUUGGGAUGGAUACUUGCGUCAUUCCUCUGAGGCACGGUGGUCUCUCCUUGGUUCAAACCACAGAUUACAUUUAUCCUAUCGUGGACGACCCUUACAUGAUGGGCAGGAUAGCGUGUGCCAAUGUCCUCAGUGACCUCUAUGCGAUGGGUGUCACAGAAUGUGACAAUAUGCUAAUGCUCCUCGGAGUCAGUAAUAAAAUGACUGACCGGGAAAGGGAUAAAGUGAUGCCGCUAAUUAUACAGGGUUUUAAAGAUGCGGCCGAGGAAGCGGGGACCUCUGUAACGGGUGGCCAAACGGUAUUGAACCCCUGGAUUGUUCUGGGAGGAGUCGCCACAACUGUCUGCCAGCCCAAUGAAUUUAUCAUGCCAGACAACGCGGUGCCGGGGGACGUGCUGGUGCUGACAAAACCCCUGGGGACGCAGGUUGCAGUGGCUGUGCACCAGUGGCUGGAUAUUCCUGAAAAAUGGAAUAAAAUUAAGCUCGUGGUCACCCAAGAAGACGUAGAGCUGGCGUACCAGGAGGCAAUGGUGAACAUGGCGCGGCUCAACAGGACAGCUGCAGGCCUCAUGCACACGUUCAAUGCUCAUGCAGCCACUGAUAUCACAGGCUUCGGGAUUCUGGGCCAUGCACAGAACCUGGCCAAGCAACAGAGGAACGAGGUGUCGUUUGUGAUUCACAAUCUUCCCGUGCUAGCCAAGAUGGCCGCUGUGAGCAAAGCCUGCGGAAACAUGUUCGGCCUAAUGCAUGGGACCUGCCCAGAGACGUCAGGAGGCCUGCUAAUCUGCCUACCGCGUGAGCAAGCGGCUCGGUUCUGUGCAGAGAUAAAGUCCCCCAAAUAUGGCGAAGGCCACCAAGCAUGGAUUAUUGGGAUUGUAGAGAAGGGCAACCGAACAGCCAGAAUCAUCGACAAACCUCGGAUUAUUGAAGUCGCACCUCAAGUAGCCACACAAAACGUGAAUCCCACACCUGGUGCCACCUCCUAAUCCAGACAGAAAUAGCUAUUGAUUUUGUCUUUACAUAGAUCUAUUUCCUUUAUCAUCACUUCAAUUAAAGACUCUAAGAACAACAAAUCUCAUUGUGUCUACACAGCUGGUGACCCUAGGUCGGUUUAUGAGUGGAUGCAAUUAAUAAAAUGAAAUCCAUGGCCUUCUUUUCCUGUUACAUUAACUGAAGAUGCACCCAACCUCCAGGCAGCUUCUGAGUUGAGAAUGAUAUUGUUAUCCGAUACUGUUGAUUCAUUUUGAAUCUUUAGAUGCGCAUCUCUUGCCGCACAGGCGCUCUCUAAAGGUGCUUUUCUGCCACAGGCACUGCUGAGAGGAAUACCACUAGCAGUCUGUCUUCUCAUUCUACCUAUCACAUCAGUCUGGUCUGUUUUCAAGUGUCUCGGUUGACACUCUAGAAAGACAGAAUUGGUAAGUCACGUGACGGCCUCCCUAGUCAGGGUUGCAAGGCUCCUUCGAGGGUUUGGUUUGUAAGUUGAGUCUAAUACCUCGGGGGCAUUUCUUUACCCAGUAGCCCACUCGGUUCAGGAUGGCAGGUGCUUUGCUUGGCAUGGUAAGCACCACUUGGCAGUAAUAACCGUUGAUGGUCUUUACCGUAGGAGAAAGGAUACUUUCUGCAAUGUUCAUAGUUCUAUAGCACGACAAGAACUGCCUUCCGAUAGGGGCUUCGUGUAUAGUACUCAUUUAUAAUUCAGUAUCUAAUUUACUUCGCAAAUGAUUUUUAAAUAUGAUCAAUACUAAAGACUGUUCUGUGGAUGGUAGUGUUUAAUACAUUUUAUAUUUUGUAUAGUGAUUUCAGGCCUCUUGUUUAAAAUCAGCAGCUCUUUAGCCCAAUUCUUAGCAUCAUUUUGUCCUUGCGCCCGUACCUUUUUGUGCACGCAUUUUGUGAUUUGUGUUAAAAACCUGCAUUGCCAACGUUGCAGCUCCAACAUAAAAGUUGUUAUUCAAAUAAAUAUUUAAUUUUUUUAAUUGCUCUUGUAUAAUCAGAUGCCCUUUUUAGUAUUAUUUUAGAAGCAUCUGGGAGGGUUUUGCCUAAAAUACAAUUUAUUGGGGAAACUAGAUUUUAGUUUUAUAAACUUUUAAGUCUUUCAUGGGACCUAUAUUUUCUUGAAUUAAAUUUUGUAGUUCUAGAACAAAUAGGCAAUCUACAAAGGUGUUAUCUGUGUUUCUUAAAAACAGGCUUCCUUAUCUUCCUUAUCUGUUAAGCAGCUGGGGGAUUCCCGUCUUUAAGCACAAGGGCACUGGGUCCUCAAACGCCUGUCUUCAAAAGAGAAAAAGCACCAGUCUUCAGGUUUCACAGGGCUUCCUACUAACAGGCCCCAAAGCUAAGCUUUGUAAACUCACCCAACCUUCUCAACACGGAACACCAGGAAACCGCCAUUGGACCAACGGAGCUCCCGGAAGGAAGAGGCUGCCACAUGCUUGUGUCCCUGGGAGCCACGGGAUCUCCUGUAUGCACCUACAGCUGGAACAGAACCACCGAGUCUGGCCCCAGAGAGGAAGCUGUCACAGAAGGACACUAAUUGGACACUAUAGGAAAUGAUAUGAUGUUGGUCCUUGAAAGUAUGCACCAGUCAUCUGCAAAAUAAAACGUGUUGGAACCCUC
Rattus rattus (black rat) is the source of this 3413-nucleotide messenger RNA. RefSeq names its product selenophosphate synthetase 1 (gene Sephs1). The transcript is spliced from 9 exons. NCBI's taxonomy places the organism in Eukaryota, Metazoa, Chordata, Mammalia, Rodentia, Muridae. Gene Ontology annotation, molecular function: selenide, water dikinase activity; ATP binding. Bases 611 to 1789 code for a protein of 392 amino acids. Gene Ontology annotation, cellular component: cytoplasm. Gene Ontology annotation, biological process: L-selenocysteine biosynthetic process. The record is from RefSeq and is a predicted model, not a curated record.